ACCCCCCGGAAUAAAGAAAAGUUGCUAGGGUUUUCACUGCACCUGAGGUUUGUAGAGAAGAAAUUCAAUAUGAAGAAAGUCGAUUUUUGAACGAAAGGGACGAACUUUAAGUUCAUGGACCGCUUGCGUCCUCGGAGCCGAGCGGUCUUUUCUGGGUUUACAAAUGCCGAGAUUGAGAGAAUGGAGAAAUUGUUAAGGGAAUCUAAGGUAGGAUCAUUUGGCAGGGAAUUUUGCCAAAAACUGGCUGGAAGUUUCAACCGAUCCUCUGGUCGUGCUGGGAAGCCUGUCAUAAAAUGGACAGAGAUUGAAAGUUGGUUUCAGACUAGGCUCCAAGACUCACCACAAGUCCCUAACAGUGAGUUGAUGAUGGUUCCUAAAUGCCUUGAAUGCAAGGAAGUGAAAAUUAUGCCAGAUCCAUCAGAGUUGGAAUUUGAAGCCAGAUCAUCAAAAGAUGGAGCAUGGUAUGAUGUUGAGGCAUUUAUAGCUCACAGAUUUCUUAGCACAGGGGAAGCUGAAGUCCAUGUCAGAUUUGUUGGAUUUGGAGCUGAGGAAGAUGAGUGGAUCAACAUUAAAACUUCAGUUCGCCAACGCUCUAUUCCUUUUGAAAACACGGAGUGUUCCAACCUGAAAGUUGGAGACUCUGUCCUGUGCUUUCAGGAGAGGAGAGAUCAAGCAAUUUACUAUGAUGCUCACAUUGUAGAGAUCCAAAGGAGAAUGCAUGAUAUUAGAGGUUGUAGGUGCCUCAUCUUAAUUCGAUAUGAACAUGACAACUGCGAGGAAAGAGUUCGGUUGAGGAGACUUUGCCGCAGACCAAGAUGUUAGCUGUAUUUGGGAUCAAUUCUUUUUGACAUUCCAUGAGCUCAGCAAAACGACCUUGGUGCACAUUAGGAAGCAACUAGCACUUGACAUGGAGUGUAUCGUGCAAAUUUAAUAGCUGAAAAAUGUAAAAUCCUUUCCCCAUCCACUUAAGUUUCAGUUGGGGGUGCUGUAGAAGUUUAAUUCUGAAACUUUUUGAAAUGGUGUGUUUUUUUGUCAUCAUUAGUAGGUAAGAGCAGUAGACGGUAAAAGAAAAUUCAGCUUCAAUUAUGGAAUUUUUACAUACUCUGGGGAAAACAAAAAUCAAACAAGAAUCGUUGUUUUUCAUCAAUGGCAACGGUACCUAUUAUGGGUACCUCUGAUCAUUCGUAUGUUUUCGGAACUGAAUGAUAAGAGGAAAAGAUGGUUUUAUGGUUAUAUUAAUGCAUACAAUUGCGUGCAUUUGA
Messenger RNA from Cajanus cajan (pigeon pea), 1262 nucleotides. RefSeq names its product protein SAWADEE HOMEODOMAIN HOMOLOG 1. The record is from RefSeq and is a predicted model, not a curated record. Gene Ontology annotation, molecular function: chromatin binding. NCBI's taxonomy places the organism in Eukaryota, Viridiplantae, Streptophyta, Magnoliopsida, Fabales, Fabaceae.